Linepithema humile (Argentine ant) is the source of this 1216-nucleotide messenger RNA. RefSeq names its product Cytosolic thiouridylase subunit 1 (gene Ctu1). Gene Ontology annotation, biological process: tRNA wobble position uridine thiolation. Gene Ontology annotation, cellular component: cytosolic tRNA wobble base thiouridylase complex; mitochondrion. Gene Ontology annotation, molecular function: tRNA binding. NCBI's taxonomy places the organism in Eukaryota, Metazoa, Arthropoda, Insecta, Hymenoptera, Formicidae. The record is from RefSeq and is a predicted model, not a curated record.
AAUUGUGCAAGUUAUUAUUAGUAGCUCUCUGUUUAUCAGAAGAAUUAAAAAAUCCAACAUGCCUGUCUUAUGCUCUACAAAGUGUGGUAGAGAUGCCAUUUUGAAGAGACCAAAAACUGGCGAUACAUUGUGUAAGGAAUGUUUCUUCUUAGCGUUUGAAACUGAAAUACAUGAUACUAUUGUUACUGGUAAACUGUUCAAACCUGGUGAUAAAGUUGCCAUUGGAGCAUCAGGUGGAAAAGAUUCCACUGUACUUGCAUAUGUUCUAAAAGUCUUGAAUGAAAAAUACAAAUAUGGAUUAGAUCUGUUUCUUUUAUCCAUUGACGAAGGAAUUACUGGAUAUAGGGAUGAUAGUUUGAAAACUGUGGCACAGAACAGAGAUGAUUAUGGCAUUCCACUUAAAGUUUUAUCAUAUAAAGAACUAUAUGGAUGGACAAUGGACUCUAUAGUUGCAGAGAUUGGCCGUAAAAAUAAUUGUACAUUUUGCGGUGUUUUUCGAAGACAAGCAUUGGACAGAGGUGCUGCACUUUUGGGGGUAGAUUGUAUUGUAACGGGUCACAAUGCGGAUGAUAUUGCUGAAACAGUAUUAAUGAAUGUCUUAAGAGGCGACAUUGCCCGAUUACAAAGAUGUACAUCUGUAAUCACUACGGGUGCAGAUUCGAUUAUGCGUUGUAAGCCACUGAAAUAUGCAUACGAAAAAGAAAUUGUCAUGUAUGCAUAUUUUAAACGUCUGGUAUAUUUCUCUACAGAGUGCAUAUAUGCUCCAAAUGCUUACAGAGGCCAUGCACGAGCCUUUCUAAAGAAUUUGGAAAAAAUUAGACCUUCAUCUAUCAUUGAUAUAAUACAUUCAGGUGAGCAAUUGCAAGUAAAAGAUAGUGUAAAAAUGCCAGAGAGACAGAAUUGUACUCGAUGUGGAUUUGUGUCAAGUCAAGAAAUAUGCAAGGCAUGUGUUCUGUUGGAGGGCUUGAACAGAGGACUACCAAAACUCGGUAUUGGCAAAUCUAGCAGAGCUAAGAAAAUAAUGAGCUUAGACAAAAAUAUUGUAGAUAAAAAAAACAGAGAGCAAAGUGUAGAUUUUUAAGGCUUUUUAUGUAUACAAAUAUACAACAUGUGCACACAUGUGUUUACAAAAAAUAUAUCUUCUAUUUCAAUUAAUGAUGGGAAAAAUGUUCCAAAAAUAUACAUUUAAGAUGAUUAAAUAAAAAGUUAUUGCUUA